AUGGACGACGUAUACGCGAGAGGUUAUCUCGCAUAUAAUCAUGAGGAAGACACCAGGGACGUGAGCAUGGGCGCCUCACCUCUCUACGAGAAAUUUCCUUCUACUAUUCAACAUUACCACACAAACGGUCAUACCAUGGGCCCUUCACCGACCAACAUCGAGCCUGAGGCUGUCGGGGCCUCCAACCCUGAGAACCUAUCGGCGGACGAACUUGAACUUCGUGCUCAAGGCCACGUAGGUGAACUACCACGCCAGUUCGGCAUCUUGUCGACCUUGUCUCUUGCCUUCACCAUCACCAACUCUUGGAUUGCAUACUCGGCCGUGUUCGCCAUCCCUCUUAUUGCAGGCGGAGCAACAUGCGUGGUGUGGAGUUUGGUGAUUGGUUUUGUGGUAUGCAGUAUCAUCACCCUGGGUCUCGCCGAGUUGGCAAGUGCAUAUCCAACAUCAGGUGGACAGUACCACUUCUCCUUCAUGGUUGCGCCUCCCAGAUUCAGAGCAGCAGUAUCGUACACCAUCGGCUGGGUGAGCGUCUUUUCCUGGUGGAUGCUUGCGUGCGGUUCUUGCAUCUUCUGUGCACAAGCCGUCGCUGCCAUGGCUGCUGUCUAUCACCCGGAUUUCGCAGCCACACAGUGGCAAAUCUACCUCAUCUACGUGGCUCUUACGAUUCUCUCCACGGCUUUGAUAACGUUGUUUCCCAAGCAACUACCUAUGGCGGAGAUUGUUUGUUUCUGGUUGUCCGUCAUCGGAUUCAUUGUGUCCACAAUUACUGUGCUGGUAAGAAGCGAACAUAAACAGACCGGUCGAACUGUCUUUGCCGACUGGAACAACAACAGUGGUUGGGUCGACGGAGUUGCCUUCUUUAUCGGCGUUGGCCAGGGCAUGUUCGCUUUCAUUGCUCUUGACGCGGCGACCCAUGUUUCUGAAGAAAUGCCCAAUCCAAGGAGAAACGUUCCUCGAGCUAUGGGCCUGACCAUGGUCAUCGGAAUGAUCACUGGCUUCGUAUGGACCGUCGCGUUUCUGUUCUCCGCCACGGAUCUAGAUGCGGUCAUGAGUAGCCCGUCACCGUACUUGACCGUUUAUUUUCAGGCCAUCCACAAUGAUCCGGUGGCUCUCUUCUUUGCUGUCUGGCUGUUUCUGGCGUACGUUUCGGCCACCAUCUCCUGCUACGCAACGUCGGGACGCCUGGUCUGGGCCUUUUCCCGAGACAAUGGCCUACCAUACAGCAAAUUCUUCAGCAAGGUCCACCCUACAUUGCAGGUGCCGGUGAACGCGACGGUUUUGACCUGUGUCUUCGCCAUCUUUUACGGUCUCAUCUACAUCGGGUCCACCACCGCAUUCAACUCCUUCCUCUCGAUAUCCAUUUUGGGUUUGAACGCCACAUACACGGUUCCUCAGGCUAUCGUUGUGAUCCGUGGCCGUGACAAGAUCUUGCCACCUCGACCUUUUGCGCUGGGAAAGUGGACCGGGUUAUUUUGCAACAUAUUCUCCAGUCUCUGGAUUGCUAUGUACAUUGUGUGGUUCUGCUUCCCCACUGCCCUGCCGGUAAAGGCUCAGAGCAUGAACUAUCUGAGUGUGAUUGCUGUGGGCGCACUUUUCUUCAUUGGACUGAGUUGGUUCUUCGGGAAGCGCAGGACAUUUACCGGUCCAAAGGUGGUGUUUGAUGGUAUACACGCGACUGCCAGUAACAACACCCAAGAAUUCGAGACCGUUGAGGCUGGCCAAGGAGAUUUGAAAGGUCAUUGA
Exophiala oligosperma is the source of this 1743-nucleotide messenger RNA. RefSeq lists its product as uncharacterized. Lineage: Eukaryota; Fungi; Ascomycota; Eurotiomycetes; Chaetothyriales; Herpotrichiellaceae. The transcript has 3 exons. The coding region runs from base 1 to 1743 and encodes 580 amino acids. The record is from RefSeq and is a predicted model, not a curated record. Gene Ontology annotation, biological process: transmembrane transport. Gene Ontology annotation, molecular function: transmembrane transporter activity. Gene Ontology annotation, cellular component: membrane.